This is a messenger RNA of Fusarium falciforme, 816 nucleotides long. RefSeq lists its product as hypothetical. The transcript has a single exon. NCBI's taxonomy places the organism in Eukaryota, Fungi, Ascomycota, Sordariomycetes, Hypocreales, Nectriaceae. The coding region runs from base 1 to 816 and encodes 271 amino acids. The record is from RefSeq and is a predicted model, not a curated record.
AUGAAUACCAACAGCAACGUCAAGCUGCUGGCCGUCCUGGCCGACCCCGAUGAUGCCGAGCAGAGCGAGUAUCGCUUCCUCGUCGAUGACGCCCACGUCCGAUAUGUGACGCUUGAUGGGGGUCUCAUAUCUGGCGUGGAUCGCACAUAUGCCCCCGUCCUCCUCUCGCAACUGCCACCUUUUCCGCCCGGCGAUUGGAACGAGGGCCGCGUAGGAAAGGACGAGCGCACAGGGGAGCCGUGCUUCUGUGAGACGAGGCGGAGCAGCCUCCCUGGCAUCGGCGACGUCUGGCACAAGACCAUGAUCGAUCACCUGGAGCUCCACCAGCUUGACCGCGUGCGUCAGACCCUCUACCGCGUCACCCACCCAUCAUUUGAUCGCCCGGUGUUGGCCAAGUUUGCCCAAUUCCCCUGGGAGAUCCCCUACUUUGCUGCCGAGACCACCUCAUACGAGUGGAUCCACGGCCGGGGCAUCGGCCCCGCGUUUCUCGGACACAUCCACGAGAACGGCCGAGUCAUCGGCUUUUUGAUUGAAGAGGUCCCGGACGCCCGGACCGCAGAACCCGACGACCUGGCUGCGUGCCAGCGCAGCCUACAAAAGCUGCACGAUCUGGGUAUACUCCACGGAGACAUUAACAAGCACAACUUUCUGAUCCGAGGCGGCGACGGCGAAGCCGUUCUGAUCGAUUUUGAGACAGCACACAAGUGUACGGACCAGGAACUACUAGACGCAGAGUACAAGCAUCUGCAGGAUAGCUUAGCGGACACGUCAGGGCGAGGAGGUGCGGGUAUGGCGAGCGACUCAAGUUCAGACUGA